Messenger RNA from Durio zibethinus, 985 nucleotides. RefSeq names its product transcription factor bHLH104-like. Lineage: Eukaryota; Viridiplantae; Streptophyta; Magnoliopsida; Malvales; Malvaceae. Gene Ontology annotation, biological process: intracellular iron ion homeostasis; regulation of DNA-templated transcription. Gene Ontology annotation, molecular function: protein dimerization activity; DNA-binding transcription factor activity. The record is from RefSeq and is a predicted model, not a curated record.
UUUCAUCAGUCAGCGACGCGGCAGCCCGCAGCCCGGACAUUUCCCUAGGUCAGACUCCUCCAGGUGGUCCUAUUUCAUUGGACCUACGUUUUCUACUUUCAAUUCCCAAAACUUCAUAAUUUCUGCUCCAAUCCAGUAUCUUAUCCUACCGUAUAUAUUUCAUGCGAAUUUCUACAAAAAAAAAAAAAAAGUGUGUGAACGUUGUGAAAAAAAUGGAUUCAAUAGAAGACUGGGAUUUUCUGGAUUUUAGUUUCAUCGAUGAAAAUACUUCUCCAGAUUUGCUUUUGCCCAAUUAUAGUAGUGGUGGAGAAAUUGAAUUCUCAUCUGGAAAUAUUGUGCAUCAAGAAAACGAAUUCGUAGAUAGAGAUUGCUCGCGCAAAAGGGGACGCAGUGGAUCAUGCAGCAGGCCAGGGAACAAAGCUUGCCGUGAGAAAUUGAGACGGGAGAGAUUGAAUGAAAGGUUUCUGGAUCUAAGCUCUAUUUUGGAAUCUGGGAGAUCUGCCAGGAUUGAUAAAUCCGCAAUACUUGAUGAUGCCAUCAGAGUUUUGACCCAACUAAGAACUGAGUUUCAGGAGUUCAAAGAAACUAAUGAAAAGCUAUUGGGGGAAAUAAAAAGUUUAAAGGCUGAGAAGAAUGAACUUCGUGAAGAGAAGCUUGUAUUGAAGGCAAAUAAAGAAAGGAUAGAGCAGCAGCUUAAAACAAUGACCAUCUCACCAGCCGGGUAUCUUCCUGCACACCCAGCAGCGUAUCAUCCUGGGGCAAAUAAGAUGGCGGUUUUUCCUGGUUAUGGUUUGGUACCAAUGUGGCAAUAUUUGCCUCCAUCAGCACGGGAUACAUCUCAAGAUCAUGAACUUAGGCCCCCUGCAGCGUAGUGCGUUUUUCUUUCUUUUAUUUUUACUUGUCAGUUGAGGUUACAAAUACUUGGACAAUCUCAAAUAUCUUUGAGUAUCCUCCCACAGUUUUGGCCUUGGCUGAUAUGUAAAUA